Mollisia scopiformis is the source of this 1053-nucleotide messenger RNA. RefSeq lists its product as uncharacterized. NCBI's taxonomy places the organism in Eukaryota, Fungi, Ascomycota, Leotiomycetes, Helotiales, Mollisiaceae. The record is from RefSeq and is a predicted model, not a curated record. Bases 124 to 1053 code for a protein of 309 amino acids. The transcript has 4 exons.
CGAGAGUUGGCAUCUGACUUGGAAUUAUAAGAACUCACAAGUCCUGCAACGAAUUUCUCUUCAUCAUUGCACUCGUUUCCGACCUCUUCUUCACUCUAAAAUUCAUUCAUCACCAUCUUCAACAUGUCUGCCGACAAAGCCCCUGCGGAGAAGCUUCCUCUUGCUACCAGAAAGAAUGUUCGCGAUGGUUGGGAAGCCAAGAAAGGAGACCUCGAGACCCAGAUGGAAGCUCUUGUAGGUGUAAAAUGGACAUUUACCUGCAAUUCCCUAGCCAUCUAUCCCUAUGCCGAGCCAAACUCCUACGGAUUUAACUCUCUCGGAGAUUGCAUCUUUGCUUACUUCGACGGCCUAAUCUGGUCCUUGAAAUCCUUCGUAGAGAAGCACGGCCCGUCUGGAGUCGCAGAACUCAACAGCGUCUGCCCAACACAUACUUGUACUCUCCUUGCUUCCACAAAAUUCUCUUACUGCGGAUCCAUGGUCGCAGAUGGACAACUGCAACUUGUCUUCAACCCCAAGCAACUUGGAAGCAACGUCUCCUACGUAGCCCAAGACCUCGACAAAGCUCUCUCCGAAGCACCACAGCCAGCUGGCGCUUCCCCACUGUCAUAUGCCGCACGCCAUUCCGUGAAGACAGAUUAUGACACCAAGAUCGCAGACAUGACGGAGAAAGUCAAGAAGAUCUUGAAGAAUGAGAACUUCAAGUUUGAACCAGAAUUUGAUGAUCUUGGAAAAGCUUUGAAGGGUGGGAAGGGUGUGCGCGAUGAUUGGGAGACGAACUUGGGGAGUUUUGCGAAGGGGUAUUAUGAUAGUUUCAUUGAUGUGUUGGAGAGGGAGAAGUUUGCUGAGGAUGAGUUGCUCAGAGAGGGGCUUGAGGAGGGUGCACCUGCUGGCGUCGUGAAGUUGAGGGUUGUGGAGAAGCUGGCUGGCGGAAGUGGGGCCAAUGGGUAUAAUGAGAUUCUGAUCGAGGAUGGAAAGUUGGUGAUUCAGACUACUCCUGCGAACUGGGGAACGAACAUUUCUUAUGCUUGUGAGAAGUUGGUGGACAUCCUAUAG